GCGCCUGCGAGCCUCGGUGGCCGCGCUCCGGCUCCAGGAAGCCGGGGAGGGCGCGGCGGCCGGGAUGGCGCGGCGCGGGCCGCGCGGCUAGACGGGCGCUGAAGGAGCCGCCGGCCCGCGCCCUCAGUCCUUUCCCGGAGCCGGCUCCUCACGGGGCCGGGAGCGACCGCGCUCGGGGAGCCGUCUUCCCUCACGCCGGGCACCUGGACGCUUGCGGCGAGAUGCCCAACCCCAAAAACAGCAAAGGCGGCCGCAAAAACAAGCGCGCCAACAGCAGCGGAGACGAGCAGGAAAAUGGAGCCGGGGCCCUGCCUGAAUCUCUUAUCUCUCUCUUUGUUCCUGCUCCAGAAGCCCCCUGUGCCACGCCCCUGAUCUGCAGCUUCGGGAGGCCGGUGGACCUGGAGAAGGACGACUACCAGAAGGUGGUGUGCAACAACGAGCACUGCCCCUGCAGCCCCUGGAUGCACCUGCAGUGCUUCUAUGAGUGGGAGAGCAGCAUCCUGGUCCAGUUCAACUGCAUUGGCCGCGCACGCAGCUGGAACGAGAAGCAGUGCCGCCAGAACAUGUGGACAAAGAAGGGCUAUGACCUGGCUUUCCGCUUCUGCUCCUGCCGCUGCGGGCAGGGCCACUUAAAGAAGGACACGGACUGGUACCAGGUGAAGCGGAUGCAGGACGAGAAGAAGAAGAAGUCUGGCUCAGAGAAGAACACAGGGAGGCCCCCGGGCGAGGCUGCAGAGGAGGCCAAAAAGUGCAGGCCCCCGAGUAAGCCCCAGAAAGGCCCGAGCCACGACCUGCCCCGGCGCCAUUCCAUGGACCGGCAGAACUCCCAGGAGAAGGCGGGCGGUGCCACGGCCUACGGCGCCCGCUCUCCUUGCGGCUCCCCAGGCCAGUCCCCACCCACCGGCUACUCCAUCCUUUCCCCCGCCCACUUCAGUGGCCCCCGUUCCUCAAGGUAUCUUGGGGAGUUCUUAAAGAACGCCAUCCAUCUGGAGCCUCACAAGAAGGCCCUGGCAGGGAGCCAUGUGUUCAGAAAUGCCCACUUUGAUUACAGCCCAGCUGGGCUGUCAGUUCACAGGGGGGGACACUUUGACGCCCCUGUGCAGUUCCUGCGGCGGCUGGACCUCUCUGAGCUCCUCGCUCACAUCCCCAGGCAUAAGUUGAACACUUUCCACGUGCGAAUGGAAGACGACGCCCAAGUGGGCCAGGGGGAGGAUCUGCGGAAGUUCAUUCUCGCCGCCCUCAGUGCCAGCCACAGGAACGUGGUGAACUGCGCUCUGUGCCACCGGGCGCUCCCGGUGUUCGAACAGUUCCCGCUGGUGGAUGGAACUCUGUUCUUAAGCCCCUCGAGACACGAUGAGAUCGAGUAUGAUGUUCCUUGUCACCUUCAAGGGAGACUCAUGCAUCUAUAUGCGGUAUGCGUGGACUGCCUGGAAGGGGUUCACAAGAUCAUCUGCAUCAAGUGUAAGUCGCGGUGGGAUGGUAGCUGGCACCAGCUGGGCACCAUGUACACCUACGACAUCCUGGCUGCCUCUCCGUGCUGUCAGGCCCGCCUGAACUGUAAGCACUGUGGGAAGCCGGUGAUCGACGUGCGGAUCGGGAUGCAGUACUUCUCCGAGUAUAGCAACGUCCAGCAGUGUCCACACUGUGGGAACCUGGACUACCAUUUCGUGAAGCCAUUUUCCUCCUUCAAAGUUCUUGAAGCUUAUUGAUGAAAGCUUUGCUUUAGUAAUAGCUAUUUUAUUGAUAUUAUUACUUUAUUACAUAUCUUUUAUAGGGAAACAUUCUGUGACAUUAAUUUCUUUUCUAAAUUAAAGGAGGGUUACUUUGUGUAUGUGCGCCACUAAAAUGGGGGCUGCCCCUCGCCCUGUCUUGAUUCCUGAGUGUUAGUCUGUGGUUAUGACCAGAGCCCAGGUGGGUAAUCUUGUGAGCUUGGUUAGGGGCUCACCCUCACUACGAGUCUCUGAUGCAGCUUUAAAUGUUGGGGAGUAUGGCAUGAGUUUAGGAGAGGAUUAUGUGGUUGUAAACUGAAAGUGUGAUUGGAGUUAGAAGGAAACUCUUACUAAAAUCUUAACUUUCUGAAGACCCGCUUUUAGAUCUUCCCUGGGCCUUGGAAAAGAAUAUGUGACAAGUGAAUGUAAUUCUGCCUGGAGAACAAAUAGUGUAUUAUGUCUGUUUAUCUCAGCUUCUGUCCCGAGUACAGCUGACAUGCAGUUUACUCGCACCAGUAGGUGGUUUGAAAUGGGCAUACGUGCUGUUUCCAUCACUGUUGUAAUUUAACAGUCAAUUUUUAUACUGAAAAUAAUAUCCCAAUUUUAGGACCUAUGUGUAUUAAAGCUAUUGGUAUUCCAAAUAUUUUUAGGUAGCUGACAUAACAGAGAAUAUGUGAAAUGAAUUCGGAAUUCAUACAUAUUGACUUGAGGGCACAAAGGUAGAAUUCUCUCAUUUGAAUUGUGUCUUUGAAGUUCCUCAAACUAGCACUUAAAGAGGAUCCAUAAAUAACAUGAUUUGGACGGUGAUGAUUUAUACAAGUUUCAUUCUCUAAGUGCCAUUUGGUGUCAGAUUCUUCUUAUAGGUAAAUUACACAGGCACAGAAUCUAAUUGGUGAGUUUCAGAACCAAGUAUUGACAUGCUUAUUGUCCCCAAAAUUUCUUAUGUCCACCUUUAACCUAUUAGAUACUGAGUUUCCAAAAUCAAAGAUUUGACCUUAGGAGAGAGAACAAACAUUUGAGAGGAUGAUGAAGAAAAGAAUAAUCUUAAUAUUACUUUUUAAAAUGUGUUUUAUUUUGGCAAAUCACUGAUUAUAAUGCAGAACAGCAUAUUUGAAAAUUAGACCAUUCUAAAGAUCCCAUGAUACCUGACAGUUGGUGAAAAAAAGAUUAUGAUACAUACAGCUUGAUUAGUCAGAACAUUUGGCAUCUAAAAUACUACCUUUUCUUCAUUAGAAGUUAAUACUGUAGGCUGAUAUUCUCUACCCGUUCAGAAAUGAAAUAUGAUUUCUCAAAAUUAAGCUUGAUAAUUUCAUGUAUAGUAUGCAUAUGUUUCAGCAUAAAGGAAUGCUGAAAACAUAGUCACUCUAUGGAUAGCCAAAUUUGGAGUUGAUGGUGAACAUUUUAUGUUUCUUAUUGGUAUAUACCUUUUUUUCCUCAGUGGGGUUUUCAUUUCAGAAGCGUUUAGGCAUUAUUGCAAAUGGGUUUCAGUUCUAUAUGAAAUAUUUGAUGUUUUGUUUGAAACAGCACAGCAUUAAAGAACCAAUGCAUUAACUAAUAUUUUUCAUCUUUCAGUUUGGAAGAUUGUUAUUUGGUUUGCUGCAUCUAGUUUGGUGUUUGAUGAUCUGCAAAAUGUUUCACAGUGGGGGAAAAUGAACAAAAUGCCAAUAAGAAGCAGGAAAUCGUUGUGGUUUUGAUAGUGUUUGCUGGAACUAAAAGAUAACUCUUGCAAAUUUGUCUUUAAGACACAAAGUUGUGAUAGCAAAUUAACUGUUUCCCUAUUGAUUCUCUAAUGUAUCCCAAGUCUAAAAAUUGGUAAGUUUCUCUUGUUUUCAGAAUACCAUGUAGAUUUUAUUUCUGAAUUUAAAAUAAAUGGUAAAGUAUUUGUAAUGCUGGUCUUCAACCCACCUAAAUUUUUGUAGUGAAACCUGCUUUAUAUCAUUGUUCUAAAGCUAAAAGUUGACCUCUACAUUAUAUUCAGUGAGCUCCUGAAGUUAAAACUGCUGUGGGCAUAGUGUAUGCUGCAAUUCAUAUUUUCUUUUUAGAUGGUUUCCUACCUCCCUACAAAAUAAGUAUGAUGAGGUUUCAUUAUAAUUGGGUAAAAUUGCUUCUGGACAUUAUUUUGAUGAUAGGAUUCUAUGGAUAUAUGCAGUAUGUAAAAAAAGAAGCCUGAGUAUCGUACCUGAGAAUAUCUAUUGUCUUUAAGGUAAUUCAUUCUUAUGUAAAAGGGAAAAUUUAUCUGAUUGGGAAUAAAAUGAAGUGGAGUGGGCAGCAGUAUACAGGUAAAUCUUAUUUUGGAAAUCUGCUGACUUCAAUACCCCACACUU
Messenger RNA from Otolemur garnettii (small-eared galago), 4033 nucleotides. It is a transcript of the gene HECA, whose product is annotated as hdc homolog, cell cycle regulator. The coding region runs from base 222 to 1709 and encodes 495 amino acids. Lineage: Eukaryota; Metazoa; Chordata; Mammalia; Primates; Galagidae. The record is from RefSeq and is a predicted model, not a curated record. The transcript has 4 exons.